GUGGCAAGAUCGUGCAUGAGUACGACUGGACAGGUGGCGAACAGUCAUUGCCUGUUAUCAAAGGGCCAUGGACCGGAACUACCGAGUUUGAGCUUGUUGAUGGUUGGGCAUGGCGUUCCAGAAAUCUGGAGUGCUUUGAAGUCAAGGCCAAGAAAGGACGAAAGGAGUUGACAGAGGCCGAUAUCAGCUCUGAUCGUCAAUCCGGUCUUAAUGCUGCGAAGGCCAAGGAAUGGAACAAGCUUGUGAGCAGUGGCGCAAUCGUUGUGCAUGAAGGCAGUGAAGCGCGGCGGUUGAAGGAGUCGGUCCCAAGAAAAAGGAUCCUCAAGUCACGGUUUGUUCUUACUGAAGCAGAUCAGGGGACAAGUCCCCAGACUCAAGACAUUAAGGCCCGAUGGUGCAUUCGUGGAUACCUGGACCCUGACCUCCUUGAACUUGACACGAGCUCACCAACAUUAAGCAUGGAGGGUUUCUCGAUUGCAUUGCAACUGAUGGCUUCGCAUGGUUGGUCAGUGAACAUUGCAGAUGUUGAAGGGGCCUUUCUACGUGGUGACACCCUGAGUCCCACUCGUGGACGGCUCUUCAUCGAUCCGCCUCCAGGAGGAGUACCAGGCCUGUCCGAAGGUUGCUUGAUAGAAGCUGUGAAAACUGUGUACGGCCUGGCAGACGCGCCAAAGGCAUGGUGGGAGUGCUUUUCAUCCAAGCUGGCCAAUCUAGGAAUGAGGGUGUCAAAGUUUGAUCCGUGCAUGUUUUACUACUACCAUGGAGGGUGUCUGAGUGGAGUGGUAGCUGUCCAUGUGGACGACUUGUGUCUGGGCGGUGACAAGUACUUUCAUGACAAUGUUGUGAAGCCCCUCAAGGAAUUGUUCCCCUUCAAGCACUGGAAAGUGGGCAGCGGUGAGUUUCUAGGGAAGCAAUUGCAACAACAAGCGGAUGGAAGCAUCAAGAUCAGCCAGUGUUCGUACGCACAACAGCAGCAAGGGUUGAACAUUUCACGUGAGAGAAAACGAGACAAACACGAGCCCAUCACGGAAGAUGAGAGGCAACAGAUGAGAGGAGUGCUAGGUAGCAUCAACUGGCUUGUGACUGGAAGCAGACCAGACUUGGGAGCAUGGUGCUCUCUGCUCCAACAGCGAGUGAACACUGCUACAGUUGCGGACUUGAUUGAUGUGAACAAGUUGGUUAGCCUCACACAUGACAAUUGCAGUGCUUGCGUGUGGGUCAAGAGCAUUCCUGUGUCAGAGCUACAAUUCGUCAUGUUAUCCGACGCUGCGUGGGCUAAUGCUCAAGGGCUGUGUAGUCAAGCUGGCUAUAUGAUUGCAGCAUGUGACAAGAGGUUGUCCCAAGGAGAAUGGGGCACUUUCAGUGUGCUACGCUGGAAAAGCUAUAAGCAGGCGGUGAACUACCAGUACGAUCUUCGAAGAGAUGGAGACUGGAGCAACAAGCUGCCAAUCACUGCAGUCAUUGAUUGUAAACCUGUGUACGACCACACGCAGAGUGCAACA
Molecule: messenger RNA, 1502 nt
Organism: Symbiodinium necroappetens
Lineage: Eukaryota; Dinophyceae; Suessiales; Symbiodiniaceae
Source: the annotation of a GenBank genome assembly